CAGUAUUAAAGUAUCAUCCUGGUCAGUGUCUCGCGCACUCUGGCUCUUCUGUAAAGGAAUUUAUAAUAUCUGAAGCCUGACAGACAUUAGCUUCCAGCCAUGGGUGACUGGUCUUACAUGUCCUCACUGCUAGAUAAGGUCCAGUCUCACUCCACCAUUGUGGGGAAGAUCUGGAUGAGCAUCCUCUUCCUGUUCAGGAUCUUUGUCCUGGGUGCUGCUGCGGACAAAGUCUGGGGAGACGAAGUGUCAGAGUUUUACUGUGACACCCUGGAACCAGGAUGUCAACACGCCUGCUACAACUGGAUGUUCCCAAUAUCCUAUAUUCACUACUGGGUCCUGCAGAUCACCUUUGUCUCCACACCCACCCUAAUCUACCUGGGCCAUGCUAUCCACAUCAUCCACAAAGAGAAGAGGAUGCUGGAGAGGCUCCGGGACAGCACUGAUGGUACUGUACUGAGGAAGCCCAAGUAUACAGAUGACAGAGGGAAGGUGCAGAUAACAGGCAUCCUCUUCUGCACUUACAUCACCCAUCUGGUCAUCAAGAUCCUCCUGGAAGUGGGAUUCAGUGUGGGCCAGUUCUACAUCUUUGGUCCUGUGUUCAUGGUCCCCUACUUCCACUGUACCAUGAGUCCACCAUGUGCCCGUUUUAGUGGUGCCCAGUGUUACGUUUCCCGUCCCACAGAGAAAACAAUUUUUGUCAUCUUCAUGCUUGUAGUUUCAGGCAUUUCAUUGCUCCUCAACAUCGUGGAGAUAAUUUACCUGCUCUGUAACAAGAAGAGAGACACCAGCAAUCUGCUUCAAGCUCAGCAGCACAUGCUCAGCACACAACAGUGUCCAUCCAACCAAACGUGGGGGGCCUUGAGCAGCCAGUAUGGAGGUCACACACUGUUGCCUUUAACAGGCCUCUGCAAUGAUGACAAACACAUCGAAUCUGUCAAUAAGGAGAAGGACACCUGAUACAUGAAUUUCACCUGUCCGUUUUGGAUAGUUCUUGUUAUUAUAGUGCUUAAAAUCCAAUACACAUAUUUGUCCUCUAAGCCGUAGUGCUUCUUGUCAGUCUAAAUAGUUUUGUGUAUAUAUAUAAUUGUGUAUAUAUAUUAUUAUCUUAUAUAUAUAGGAUCAUUUAUGCAGUGUAAAAUGCAAUAGGGUUUAGCAAGUGACUAGUGUAUACCCUUCCAAAAAUGUUGUCGUGAUAGGGACAGCCCACAUUUCCCAUCAUGACUGCUUAAUGCCCACUGCUGGUAUGAGUAAUUUGUUAGGUUUGCUGUUUUAUGUUCCAAAAUGCAACUAAUCAUUUUGCUAGUAUUUGUAAUGUGGUAUGUGUCUGUUCAGAACAUGGUGUCUUAUGUUAGUAGUUAGUACUGGUUAAAGAUUAAACCAUGUUUAAAGUGGCUGUUACAUUUCUUUAACCUAAAUUGCAACAUGUGAGCAAUGCAAAAUCAUACAUUACUUGGCUGUCAAGAAGUGAUACCUAAAAAAAAUGAACAUAACAUGCUUUGUGUACUUUUGUGUAAGCCUCCACCUCAAUCAAAAUUGUAAUAGUUAAGCUCACCCAAUAUUGGAUUCCACGGCAAAUGACAGACGAGAGAUAGAAAAUGUCAUUUUUUCAGUGAAGUAAAAAUAAACUACAUGACCAUGAGAUUUUUGUGAUGCCACUUUGAGUUACAUUUUGCUGCCAUAAAUGUCACUAUAUUAUUCGGACAUAUCAUAAGCCAUUAGCUUACCAAUUAUCUUAUCAAUCUAAUUUAAAUAUAUGUCUUAAUUAUUAGUAAUUAGUAAUCACUUAUAAACCAGUUUCUCUAAAGUAACCCUAACCCUCUUGUUGUAAAUAGAUGACAGUAGCAAAUCUUGUAUGCAGUUGUGGAAUGUAAUAAAGUACAUUUACUAUAGUAUUGCACUUAAGUACAAAUUUGAGGUACUUAUACUUCACUUGAGUAUUUUACCUUUUAUGCAAAAUUGACUGAUCCCCAGGGGUGAUUCACAUAAUUACAGCAGCAUAAGAAACAAUCUAAAUAAAUAUGUUUCAAAAAUGUUUAUAAUGACUAGGAGCUUUAUUACUUAUUUUGUUUUAUCUACUUUCAAAGGGUAUAUAAUCUGUACAAAUUGCAUAUUGUGCAAUUAAAUGUGUGCUAAAGUCAGGAGACUAGUUGUGCAACUCUGUGGGCUUUGUUUAGGUAUGUAAUGGAAAUUUACUGUGAGUAAGCUUCAUGUGCACCAGUAAGACAGGUGCUGCGAAAAAACAACUCUAUACAAUGUCUUGUUUGUCUCUCUUUGACCUUCACGUCUGCCUCAUCAUCAACUUCAUAUCUUAGGCGCCAGCAGAUGUAACAAGACAGAAAUGUCUGCAGAUACUGCCACAUAGCCUUGACCACCCUGCCAUUGUUACCCCGCUUAUAUAGCAGAGAGUGCAGCCUCUUUUUUCUUUAGUGCAUUCUUUUCAGACUCUGUGUGACUCUGUGUAAAACCUAAGCCUCUUCAUGCAGGAAUAAAAUACCACAAAGACACUCAAUUGUCAUUUGAUCUUUAUUUCAAUGCUCAUUGAGACUCAUGUCGGGACAUUAGACAUUAACAGAUAGAUAGAUUUUUUCCACCACAAUUCGGCGUCACAAGCAGGAUUCAUAGAAGAUCGUCCUGAGGCGACGGAGGAACGGUGACUGAUCAUCCAGGAGGAAAACUCCUGCCUCUACCUUGACAUCUUAAGAGACGAGAGGACCAAUCCCCGACGACUCUGGGCCAUCUCUACUGAGAUCCAAAAGACCUGAUUGAGUCCAUGAAUCAACAAAUAACCGGGAGCUGUCUAGAGUGGACACCCGUCCUCCCCUAUAUAGCCCUCCACCGACAGGACAGCAGCCCAAAGCCAAGGACGAAAGAAACGACUCACACGCCAAUGCCUCAGCCCCAAAAAUGGGACCCUCCAGCCCAUCCGCCCUAGGAGGGGGCUCAACCUCCUCUAAAGGAUUGGGUGGAGCCAGCGGAGGCCACACACACGUAACAACUCCAUCCUAGGUCAAGAGCGAGCAGACGGCCGUGCCUCCAUCUCAAGUCUCGGACGUGUCUGGCGAAGAGGAAGUUGUAAAGUUACGGUAGAAUAGUGACUCAUUUAAGGUUCUCUAUAAGAUAUUCAGAGCAUUAAUGUCUACCUGAGCAGAGAAUAAGGUCAAUCUCCCUCUGUGCGGGUUGUAACCUGAGUUUCUCCGCACUUUGUUUCCAUAGCAAGGCCGGCUUUGUGUGGUUUUAGUGCAAACUAGUGCACGUGAGCAUUCCCCACUGGCUAGCAAUUGUUACCGCUAAUAAGGCCGUCCCGACCGACAGCGUCAUCGUUGUGGUAGCAAGUCACAGCAUGAAUCACAGGCAAUCCCAAUAUUCUCUUUGCAUUCUCCGUACAUUUUUCUGUUCAUUUGAUACAAUAAACACAUUGCUGGGCUCGCAUAAGCAUUACCAAGCUGUUGCCAAAAUAAAUAACAAGAUGGUACCUGCAGAAAAUGAUGGAACUCUAGCUAAAUACUAAUUAAAAGAUGGGUUCCCUUUUUGUGCAUUAAACUGUUUUGGUCUCCGUAAUCAUUAAACCCUUCCCCUUGUCCAUACUGGCUCUGAAGGAUUACCUGCCUUAACAUUCAAACUACCAGAAUUCUAAACUACUGGAAGGCCAUAGCGGGCAACACUAACCAUUUAUACAUUAUCUGCAUAGAAUUCAAACAAGCACUAUAAAAUCUAAGAAUAAAUUGAUCCAUAAUGUAGUCUUGCUCAAUGACCCACAGCACUAUUUGAUUGGUUACAGUGAGAGUAAUAGCCUAUCAACAAUGAAGGCAACUGUGUAUGUGUCAGUCAAAGCUGCGCUGUGAGCCAGUAGAGCUGUUCGGUGAAUAUAAGACCGAAGAUAAUGCUGAAGUUGCAAUAAACAUCACAGAAUGUCACAGAAGUAUGCACAGUAACAGUAUUACAAACACUCAGUGUUCUACUGGGACCGUUUUGCCAUCAGAGCAAAUGUGGGCUCACAUGUGUGCCCACAUGCAUAGUAGUGCAUGUGGGCACGCUCACAUGCACUAGAAUGCACUAAAACCACACACAGCCGGCCUAGCUGUGGAAACAAAGCAAGGAGAAACUCAGAUUACAACUGAAAAUCUAUGACCUGCUCAAAGAUUUUUAGUUCAAUGAGCAGGGGUGGGCUGCAGUGACUUACCUUUAGCCGGUCAGAAUCAGUGUGGCUGGGUCGAUGUUUUGUCACGACAGGGCGUGAGUUAUUCUGGCUCAACACAUUCUCGCUCAAUUAAGUCCAGUAGAGCCUUUGUGAAAUUGAAUGAUUGUUACAAUAUUGUAACUUUAGUUGUAGCACAGGCAGAGAACAGAUGCUCCUAGAUAGAGUUUGAAUACUGAAAGACCCAUGAGUCGAAGGACAAACAUUAGUCUAAGCCCUAUUUGGAGCAACAUCGCAAAUUUGUGUGGCUGGGCUCCAGUAAAAACAAGGUCAGGAGCCGAAGAGUGCAGUUAGCAGUGAGGGAACUGGGCUGUUUGCUGCUACAGCCCCUCCUAAAAAUGAGAGCAGAUCUUUUCAGCUGACUAGGUGGAACGAUUAGGAUCAGGAGGUUGUAGUGAAUGAGGCUCAUAGGCUGUUUCAUCUGAAGAUCAUAGUCGUGCAUUUGGUGAGCACCUCCUGCCUUAAUGUUUUGUCCAACAGA
Anoplopoma fimbria (sablefish) is the source of this 4676-nucleotide messenger RNA. Its product is annotated as gap junction Cx32.2 protein-like. Lineage: Eukaryota; Metazoa; Chordata; Actinopteri; Perciformes; Anoplopomatidae. The transcript is spliced from 3 exons. Gene Ontology annotation, cellular component: connexin complex. Bases 100 to 957 code for a protein of 285 amino acids. Gene Ontology annotation, biological process: cell communication. The record is from RefSeq and is a predicted model, not a curated record.